GCUCCAGCAUCGUUGCCGCAGCUUAUAACCAAGACCGGGCGUGGUCGAGCUCGAUCGAAACAUCUUGCCUCGCCUAGCUGCCUCCCCUCACUCCAAGUGCCAAAGGACAAGAAUCAAGAAUGGCAGCGAUCACAAGCCUCCUCCUCCUCUCCCUCCUCGUCGCGGCGACGCCGCUCCCAGGCUCCUGCGACGACACUGCAGGCAGCUUCCUGAUCCAGUGCUACGAGCCGACGCUCACCACCAACGGCACUGCACUCCGCACGGACCUGCUCCGACUCCUCCGCGCCCUCCCCUCGGCCGCCGCGUCGACGGGCUUCGCGUCCCUGCGCUCCCCCACCGGCGUGGCGUUCGCACGCGGCCUCUGCUUCGGCGAGUCCACGGCGCCGUCCGAGUGCCGACGUUGCCUGUCCGUCGCGGCCAGGAGCCUCGCCUCCGGCUGCGGCGCUACCACCCGCCGCGCCGGCGUCUGGAGCGACCGCUGCUUCGUCGCCUACGCCGACACCGACGCAUCCACGCCACGCGAGGACGCCUUCCGGUCGCGCCUCCUCCUCCGGGGCGACGACGCCGUCCCUGUCCCCGGCGCCGACGCGGUGGCGGCAUACAAGGACGAGUACUACUUCCAUGCUCAGCUGGUCUACAUGGCGCAAGUCGCGGCUCAGGGCGCGGCCGACAACAUCUCGAGCGCGCGGAUGCUGGGCACGGGGGGCGCGACCAUGUACGGCGUAGCGCCCGCGAUGAGCACGGCGCACGUGCUGGGGCAGUGCGCGAGGGACCGCACGGAGGCGGAGUGCGUCCGGUGCCUGCAGCACUCGGCGCGGGCGGUGGACUGGGACCGCCACGCCGACCGCCACGGCGGCGUCGCGGCAGCGGUGCUGGGCUUCAACUGCUACCUAGCCUUCAACGUCUCCACUGUGCUGCCUCCUCGAGAAACGGGGGACUCCUCGGGCUUCGUAUUGCUUGGUGCCAUCCUUGGAGGCAUUGCUGGAGCAUCAAUUCUUAUUGUUCUGGUCUAUGCCCUCUGCGCUGCCCUUUCUGCUAAACAAGAGAAGACAGAUAAUGAAGAGAAGAAGAAGGACGACGCUGAAGCAGCAGCAGCGGCAGGAGCUGUUUUCAAAUGAUAUCUGGUUGCAUGCAAGGAGAAAGCACCGGAUAUCUCCUUGCAGCCGCCAGGGGUAACAAGGAUGAUCAGAUCAAGCAACAACAACCCCCAACAACAAGACGCGCUACCGAGCGUGCCUAUAUAUCUGGGGUCGUCGUAUAUGUGUUUCACGUUUUCCUUCUUAGUGGUUAAUGUUUGUGUGGUGUGUAUGUGUGUGUGAUCGACCAGGAAGUCUAUGCGAUCUUAUGUUUUAGUUUGUUUA
Messenger RNA from Lolium perenne, 1361 nucleotides. RefSeq lists its product as uncharacterized. The record is from RefSeq and is a predicted model, not a curated record. NCBI's taxonomy places the organism in Eukaryota, Viridiplantae, Streptophyta, Magnoliopsida, Poales, Poaceae.